Molecule: messenger RNA, 7579 nt
Organism: Leucoraja erinaceus (little skate)
Lineage: Eukaryota; Metazoa; Chordata; Chondrichthyes; Rajiformes; Rajidae
Gene: jakmip3
Product: Janus kinase and microtubule interacting protein 3
Exons: 25
Coding region: 882-3824 (980 amino acids)
Molecular function (GO): microtubule binding; kinase binding
Source: RefSeq, a predicted model, not a curated record
CGCUGGUCGGUGCAGACUCGGUGGGCCAGAGGGCCUGUUUCUGCAUUGUAUCAAACUAAACUAUCUAUUGAAGUUACAAUAGCGAAGCUUUCAAGCAUAAUCACCAUAUAUGGAUUUACGAGGGUACCAAUUCGCUUUUGUUGCCAGGCUCUAAUGUUACCAAACCAAAGACAAAGUUAAAAACAGACAGUAAAGCCCCUGUCCCACUUUCCAGAGUUACUCACGAAUUCUCCCGAGUUUUCCCCUUGAUUCAAACUCGGAGAAUGUCCGUAGGAGGCCGUAGGAGUCCGUAGAUAUUUAGUAGCGGCUCGUAAUGCCAGCCGCAGGUACUCGGGGCAUCAAACAAGUCAGGACGUUUUUUCAGCAUGUUGAAAAAUGUCCACGAGUAAAAAAUAUAGCCCCGAGUACCCACGGCUGGCUUUUACCGUAAUUCUCCGAGUUUGAAUCAAGGGGAAAACUCGGGAGAAUUCGUGAGUAACUCGGGAAAAUGGGACAAGGGCUUAACUUUGAAAAUACAUUUGGAGUUAAUAGUACUUUGAUUUACCUGUAAGCUCUACCUGCUGAGAAGAUGAAAGUAGUAAUCCUGCAGGUAUUUGUGUGUGAUGUUCAGACAAUUGGGUAAGCUUUUUGUUUUCCUUCAUGAUUAUCUUUUAAUUGCGUUGACAUUUACCAUUAAGAACCGCUGGCAUAUUCCAAUUGUCCUUUGAAGCUGAAAUCCCCGCGGAAGAGGGAGAGAGAAAAUAACGUGCCAUGUUUUGAUUUUAUUUUCAAGGUGGAAAUGAAAAUGUAGACGAAAGUAGAGAGAGAAGAGAAGUCUCCAGCUGGGGAAGGGAGAGUUCUCUCUGCCUGGGUUUCUACCCUCUGGAACACAGAAGCACACAAUGUCAAAGAAGGGUGCUGGCAGCCGAGGUAAGGGAGACAAGCCUGAAGCCUUUGCCACUCUGCAAGCUGCUAAUGAAGAGCUCAGGGCCAAACUGACUGACAUCCAAAUCGAGCUUCAACAAGAAAAGAGUAAGGUUAGCAAAUUGGAACGAGAGAAGAAUCAAGAGGUUAAAUUGAUCAAAGAGCAAGAGCAGCACAAGCACACAGUGUUGGUGACUGAACUCAAAGCCAAGCUGCACGAAGAGAAAAUGAAGGAACUGCAGAUGGUGCGAGAGACUCUGCUCCGGCAGCACGAAGGUGAGCUCCUCAGGGUCAUCAAAAUCAAAGAUACAGAGAACCAGAGAAUCCAAGCACUCGUUAACGCCUUGCGAGAUGGAGCUACCGACAAAGUUAAAACGAUGCUUUACAAUGAAGCCAAGGAAGAGGCUAAGAAGGUAUUUGAGAUUGAGAAAAUAAAACUGCAACAAGAGAUCUCAGAACUGAAGGCAGCUAAGAAGCAAUUGGAAGAUGCUUUAAAUCAGACUAUUCAUGCUGAUAGGUUGAAGGCUGCAGAAAUAAGAAGCUUGUAUCACCUGCACCUAGAGGAGAUCUCCAGGAUAAAGAAAGAUUGUGAAAGAGAGAUUCGUAGGCUGAUGGAUGAGAUAAAAUUUAAAGACAGAGCAGUCUACAUACUGGAAAAAGAGCUGGGGGCUCAGGCUGGGCAUGCUCAGAGACUCCAGCUCCAAAAAGAGGCUUUAGAUGAACAACUUACCCAGGUCAAAGAGGCUGAAGCAUGGGAAAAACGCCAUCUGAGUAGCCCGAAAAGGGAGCUUCCUUUCGCAAGUGGUGCAGGAGACGCCUCAGACCAUUCAGGAAGCCCUCAGUUGGAUGAAAAGGAUACUCGGCGAUUCCAACUCAAAAUUGCUGAAUUAAGUGCAAUCAUCAGGAAACUGGAGGAUCGGAAUGCUCUGCUGUCUGAAGAGCGAAAUGAACUUCUCAAGCGUUUACGUGAGGCAGAAAGUCAGUACAAACCACUCCUGGAUAAAAAGAAACGUCUCAGUAGGAAGAACGAAGAAAUGAGCCAUGCCUUACGACGUAUGGAAAAUAAGCUCAAAUUUCUCACACAAGAAAACAUAAGAAUGAAGGAGAGAGUGGGAGCUAUACGACGACCAAGCUCUCUAAACGACCUGGACCAGAAUCACGAAGAGAAAGAAAUUGAGUUUCUUCGGAUGCAAGUUAUGGAACAACAAAACGUCAUUGAUGACCUUAGCAAGGCUCUGGAGACAGCUGGCUAUGUCAGGAGUGUCAUAGAUCGGGAUAAGCUUCUGCAUUACAGAAAACAAAAGAAGAAAGUUACAAAGGCAAGCAAGAAGCCUGUUGUGGAAACAUUUUUCGGGUAUGAUGAAGAAGCUUCACUUGAUUCAGAUGGUUCAUCUAUUUCAUACCAGACAGACAAGACAGAUCAAACUCCUUGUACACCUGAAGAUGAUCUUGAUGAGGGAAUGGCAAAAGAAGAGACAGAACUUCGCUUUCGACAGCUGACCAUGGAGUAUCAGGCUUUACAGAGGGCCUAUGCUUUGCUACAGGAACAAGUCGGUGGAACUUUAGAUGCUGAAAGAGAAGUGAAGACUCGUGAGCAACUUCAGGCAGAAAACCAACGAUAUCAGACUAAAAUUGAAGACUUGGAGAAGGCUCUGGCACAACAGGGGCAGGAUAUGAAAUGGAUUGAGGAGAAACAAGCACUUUAUCGUUGGAACCAAGAACUCCUGGAAAAGAUUCGGCAAAUGGAGGCUGAAGAAAAUCGCCUGAAGCAUGAGGUGCAGGAUGCAAAAGACCAAAAUGAGCUUUUAGAGUUUCGCAUUCUGGAACUUGAAGAACGAGAGCGGCGCUCACCUGCCAUCAACUUCCAUCAUAUUCCAUUCCCGGAGGAGACUAGUCCUCUUCAGGUCUACUGUGAGGCAGAAGGAGUAACAGACAUAACAAUAACUGAUCUUAUGAAAAAGUUGGAUAUUUUAGGAGAUAACGCCAAUUUGACCAAUGACGAACAAGUGGUUGUGAUUCAGGCCCGGACAGUUUUGACAUUGGCAGAAAAGUGGCUGCAACAAAUUGAGGUGACAGAAUCUGCUCUCCAGCAAAAGAUGAACGAUAUUGAAAAUGAAAAGGAGCUUUUCAGUAAACAGAAGGGUUACUUGGAUGAAGAACUGGACUAUAGAAAACAGGCCAUGGACCAGGCUCAUAAGCGGAUUCUGGAGCUGGAGGCCAUGUUGUAUGAUGCCUUGCAGCAAGAAGCAGGGGCAAAGAUGUGUGAGCUGUUGUCAGAAGAUGAACAGGAGAAGCUGAAAGGAGCGGUGGAACAAUGGAAACGUCAGGUCAUGAGUGAGCUCCGAGAGCGUGAUGCACAGAUACUGAGAGAGAGGAUGGAACUCGUCCACCAUGCCCAACUGAGAAUCAAAGAACUAGAAGAAAGAAUUGAACUACAGAAAAGACAAGUUAAAGAACUAGAAGAAAAGCUUUCAUUCUUUGGUCGUAAUUCUUCCUGGCAGCCGAUAAGGAAGGCCACAAUGAUGGAAAGAAAACUAGAUACUGUAAUAUACAAUCAGAUUAUGGUAUCAUCCCAAGAAGAACCAACUAUAAACCAAGAAAUUAAGUAUUUGAACGAACACCUCAUGAUUCUCUAUGAGGAGCAUCAAAAUUACAUGAAGAAUAUUCAGGGUUCAAUGGCUAUUGUGCCAGAAGUGAUUUGGAGCUUCAAGAACCUUAUCCAUGACUCGGAAGACAAGUUCUGUAAAAAUGCAACAAUACCUUUAAAACAAAUGAAAAAUGUAAAUGGACUGAAAGCAAACAUUUCUAACAAUUUGCCAACGCUGAAAGAUUUUGGAAAAUUGAUUUCCAUGACGGGGGGAGAUGAGCACAGAAGAAUGUACAGCAUGGGUGAAAGAACAGUUUUAAUAUUUAGUGAGUGAAGAAUUGAUCUUAAACUUUCCUGCUGUGCAGGAGACUGAGAAAACUGCUUCAAUAUAGAAGCAUGGCUUCCAUCCAUCACUCAUUCCCACUUCAUACACAUUGCUACAUCAGUAAUUUGUUGCAGCUACAGAAGCUGCAACAGAUUGACAGACAAAGACUUCUAACAAGUGGGUGAAGAUAAUUUAUUAUUGAACACGAAUUGUUCUUGUGUUGAACCAUAUAGAUGUCACUGCAGAGACAUGGAUGAAUUGUGCACAUGUAUUAUUAACCAGUCGUUCUGCACUGAAAUGAAAGUAGUCCCAGGUAGAACAAAUAUGACACGCUGCUAUGUUCGAGCUGUUGCCUCUGAAGCAAGAAGAUAAAUUCAAAGAUGGCACAAAAAAAGUGAAUAGGUUAGAUUAAUUUUUUUAAACAUUUGAAUUUAAUGUAAAAUUGCUAAUAGUUUACAAAAGCAGGCAUUUGAAGGUAAUACUUGAAGACUUUGGGGCUUAGCUCAUACUGUAUAAUUCCCAGCAAAUAUAGAGGGACCCAGAGUCAUGAUGAAUUUUCCAAAGAAAGGGAACUAUAUGAUUUCAAGAUUUAAAAUAAAAGCCAAAAUAUAAAUAGAAAAUAUACUUGGAACGAUAUGCAAUCGGAAUGUGGAGAAGAUUCAGCCAAACAAGUAGUAGAAGAAAAUCAAGGGGAUGAUUGGAAUGUAGUUUAGGUUUAUAAACCAAACAAGCCAUGUUGUCACUUUAAGAUAAAUGAUGUACCAUUGUCACAAAGAAAAUAAUCCUGACACAAGAAGCAAAACUGCAAUUGUUAACAUUUUAAUGAAGUGCAUACAACACAGGAGAACUGAAUUGGAAGAUUUUAAUUUGCAUCCCACCUCACAUGGCACAAGGUGGAUUUUUUUCCUCUCUAAGAUAACAAUCAGAAAGGAGAACUGAUAUUCAAAGGGACGGGAUUAAUGUAUGUGAAUUCAAUCAAAUAAAGUGGCACCCUCCUGGAAUUUGGCACUUUAAAUAAUCAACACAGGGAUGAAAACUAUCGCAAUAUCAAACCAUCUGAUAAGAAACCAUCGCAAGGCCAUUUAUCCAACCAGAUGUUUGAAUGUAAAGUACAUGCAUUGAAGGCGAUGUCAGAAGUAAGCUGGAAGCAGACGGGGAGGCAUCCAUCAUUCUCUCACCAAAAUAACAGCCACGAUGGACAUGGAGAAGGUUUGUUCAGAAUUGGGGAAGGGUCCAGUCCUGUGUGUAAUAAAGAGCAACUCAGCGGGACGGGCAGCAUCUCUGGAGAGAAGAAAUGGGUGACGUUUUGGGUCGAGAUCCUUCUUCAGACUGAGAGUCAGGCUUUCUUUAUGAUUGCAUCAAUGGACUGGGUCCUGGUCAGACCUUCAGAGAUGUACAUGCCCAGGAAAUUAAAGAUGUUGACUCUCUCUACCACUGACCCAUCAAUCAAAGCAGGAUGAAUUUCCCUUCAAUACGGGCAGAAACUGCUGGAACUACUCAUCAUGUCAAGUAGCAUCUGGGGAAACAAAAACACGGGAACAGAAUAUAUCGCUGUUUUCAGCCUUAUUUCUGAAGACACACAAAAACUGUAUGAAUCAACUCUAUUAUUAGUAGAAUGCAGAGGGGCAAGAUCCAGGCCAUUAUUUCGCAAGCCGUACUGACCCCUUACAUUCCAUACAAUUUCCCUGCUUACUUCAAAUUACUGUUAUUUCCCUUGAUAUGCCUUUGCUACACCAGGGUCCAAUACAUGCAUGAACUGAUCUGCCAACAAAGAUACGUGCAUUCUUCCCGAUGAAUAUCAGAAAUAUUCUAGUUUUUAUAUUUAAUCAUUGCAAAGAAGCCACAAAUUACCAUUAAUUGUAAAUUGAAAGAUCACUAUUAAAAACAAAAAGAAGAAAAUCAGUACAUUCUCAUACGAUUCACAGAAAAGAUGCAUAUUAUUGAAACAUUUUUAUAUACUAAAUAAUGUCAUAAUUUAUGAUGUCAAAAAGAUUUCACCUCUUUUGUCAGUUGUUUACAAAUGUCUAAAAAUAUAUGGUUGUGUGUUGGAAGAAACCAAUGUAAUGAAAGAGAGCGUUUGGCUAUUAAAUUCAGAAAUUAUAAGCAGCCAUUUUGUUCAAAUGCCUUGACUUAAAACGAGACCACAGAAAGGAAAUGGCAAAGGAAGACCACUCCUCUGAAACCACACAGUUGAUCAAGGCAUUCUGUGUCGCCAAUAAAAUUGGAUGACAUUUGGAUUAUGUAAACAAACCACUGUGGAUAAAUCAGUGACAAGCUGACUUGGUGAAAAGGUUUUAUCAGGCCAUGCUUAUGCAUGUUGUAUAUAUGUGUGUGGCAGUUUGUCAGAGUAGUCACUUAUGCAACAAAAAUGAUAGCUGUUCACAAUAGGAAAGUUUCGACAACAAAUGUACAGGAGAAACCAAUAGAGCAUGAGAUGGUUUUCAGUGAUAGACAGAUUUGAGUUUUUUUUAAUUAUUUCUCUGUACAAAAGCAAAAUGUAUUGUGUACAAAAAAAAAAGUGUAGUGGAAUUCACUUUUAAUACACUUUGUAAAGAAUUGUCUGUCAUUUUAUUGAGUUUUGUUUUCACCAUUUGAAUUGUCUAAACUAAACUCCAUUUAAAUAUUGAUCCAAGUUUCAAACUAUUGAAACAUAGGAGGAUGGGGGGAGAUCAUACAGAGGUGUAUAAAAUCAUGGGAGGAAUAGAUCGGGUAGAUGCACAGUGCUUCUUGCCCAGAGUAGUUGAAUCGAGGACCAGAGGACCAGAGGACAUAGGUUUAUGGUGAAGGGGAAAAGAUUUAAUAGGAAUCUGUGGGGAAAUGUUUUCACACAAAGGGUAGUGGGUGUAUGGGACAAGCUGCCAGAUGAGGUAGUUAAGGCAGGGACUAUCCCAACUUUUAAGAAACAGUUAGACAGGUACAUGGAUAGGACAGGUUUGGAGGGAUAUGGACCAAACAUGGGUAGGUGGGACUAGUGGAGCUGGGACAUGUUGGUCUGUAUGGGCAAGUUGAGUCGAAGGGCCUGUUUCCACACUGUAUCAUUCUAUGACUCUAUUAAAUGAUACCCACUAAAUGUUUUCCACUAAACAUUUGUUUGUUAUAUGGAUUAAGCGAUUAAAAGUUCAUUCAAAAUAAGGAAAUAUACCCAGUAUUAUGAAGCCUUCAGAGAACUCCAGAGUGCCUUACCUGGCUUGUUAACAAAAAAAAUCAAGAACUUUUAAAGAGGUGCAUUUUUAAUAAAGCUUUUGCUGUGGUGUAGCAAAGCGAGGCAAAUGUAACACUUAUUAGUUUGGGUAUUUGAAAACCAAUUAAGUCCAACACUUUAAUGAUGUCAACAUUAAAAUAUUGUUAUGUUUCAGCACUAAUUUUAUUUGCAUGAUGAAUGGAUUUAGUUUAGACUCAGGAAAUCAUGCUGUGAAUAUGUGUAAUGAAUCAGAAAAUCUUGACUUCUUGUACAUAUUUAUAUUGUAACAUUAUUCAGAAAUAUGACUUAUGAAGAUAGUGCCACUUGUGGCCAUUAGGCCAUUGGUCUCCAAUUCAUGUGCUCAGUAAGGUAUUCUCUGUAUACUCAUAUCUUAGAUAUUUAUUAUUUUGUUUCUGUACUAAAACAGUAAUUUGCUGUCCCAAAGUAAGCACUAUAUGUUGAUCAGCUACAAAUUUUACACAUAUUUUUGUAUUGUGAUUCAUGUAUAUUAGCAGAUCUUUCUAUCCAUUUGUAAAAUACAUAUAUUAUUGUAACUUUUUAAAUAAAAAAUAUUGUUUUAAAC